Molecule: messenger RNA, 4286 nt
Organism: Nothobranchius furzeri (turquoise killifish)
Lineage: Eukaryota; Metazoa; Chordata; Actinopteri; Cyprinodontiformes; Nothobranchiidae
Gene: stambpl1
Product: STAM binding protein-like 1
Biological process (GO): protein K63-linked deubiquitination
Cellular component (GO): endosome; membrane
Molecular function (GO): K63-linked deubiquitinase activity; protein binding; metal-dependent deubiquitinase activity
Source: RefSeq, a predicted model, not a curated record
CGGAAGAUUACAGGCACAUCUGUGCUAAAAUACGAUCUUUGAAACCACCAUCAGCUGUCUGUGGAUCUUUGUAGCUUCACCCAAACCUCUCCUGUCGGAGUUCCAUAUCUGGUAGGCUAUCUGACAGCUUCGGGACCAAAGCUCUUUGGACCGGCUUCGUGUUCCGUUCGGUACCGGGUCUGGACUCACCUCCGCGCUUCUGGGCUCCACGCGUGGCCACGGUCAGCCGUGAAACAUCAUGGGAGGUGGCAGAUGGAGGAGACUGUCGUGGGCCGACCACUGACACAUACAAACACUUGCUGACGCGCACACACCGACACACCAUGGAGCAGGGCUUCAGCCUAAAUUCACUGAAGAAGCUGGCAGCAGAACCGGACUACACCGACGUGUCUCUGACAGCGGCAGAGCGCGUUCGAGCCCUGGCAAAGAUGGGAUGCUGCGUGGAGAUCAAUGAGGACAUCACGCCCAGACGCUACUUCCGCUCAGGUGUGGAGAUGGAGCGCAUGGCGGCGGUUUACCUUGAGGAGGGUAGUCUAGAGAAUGCCUAUGUUCUCUACACCAAGUUCAUCACUCUGUUUGUAGAGAAGCUGCCCAGCCACAGAGACUAUCAGCAGGGUUCAUCCAUCCCAGAGAAGCAGCUGAUCAUGAAGAAACUUCAGGAGGUGGCGUUUCCUCGAAAAGAGGAGCUGAAGAAACGUCUUCAGGAAAAAUACAGCAGGGAGCACACCGAUUACCUCAGUGCCCAGAGAUCAUCAGUGAUGGUGGAUGGGUGUGGCCAGCAGCUGCAGCGGCUAUCCCUAUUGGAUGAGGAAAGGAGCCGCCUCUCGCUGUUAGAAGAAGAGAAACUACGGGUUGCAGCCCAGAGGCGCAUGCAGAUCGAGUCGGAACAGUUCCGCUACUUCGAGGACCAACUGAGGCGCCAGGAACUGGCCAGUAGGAGAGUAGAAGAGGCGGAGCCAAAGAUGGAGACCAAAGUGCCUGAGGUCACAGAUGGCUCCUGUCUGUCUCAGCAUCCAAACAGAGAUGUUGUUUUAUCCCAGGGACUGAACCAGAGCCAAAACCGGCCUCCUGCUGCCAUCAACCAACCAGCCCCGUCUUUGGCUGGAGUACACAGUCAGAGAGUGGAGGGUCUGAGGCGAGUGGUGAUUCCCCGAGAUCUGAUGUAUCGGUUCCUCCUGCUGGCCAACUCCAACACCUCCAGAGGAACAGAGACCUGUGGCAUCCUCUGUGGACGGCUGACACACAACGAGUUUGUUCUGACUCACGUUGUGAUCCCAAAACAGUCAGCUGGUCCAGAUUUCUGCGACAUGGAGAACGUGGAGGAGCUGUUCAGUUUCCAGGACCAACAGAACCUGCUGACCCUGGGCUGGAUCCACGUACGACAACAUACUCAUCCCACUCAGACGGCCUUCCUCUCCAGCGUUGACCUCCACACGCACUGUUCCUAUCAGCUGAUGCUGCCCGAGGCAAUCGCCAUUGUCUGUGCUCCUAAACACGAUGAUACGGGAGUGUUUCAGCUGACCAGUUCUGGGAUGACUGAGGUUUCUGCAUGCAGACAUAAAGGUUUCCAUCCUCACUCCAAGGACCCGCCCCUCUUCACGGUGUGUAAACACGUGGUGGUCAGAGACGUGAAGCUGAACCUGCUGGAUCUCAGGUGACAGAGCAGGGGUGCUGUCUAUCUGCUGCCAGGCUUUUAUUCUGAAGAGAAAACUGUGACCCUUCUGCCUCUGUGUGUAGUGAAGUUUCUUGAUGUGCUCAGUUUACAGGAGGUUUACUUUUAUUGUGUUGAGCUGCCAGCUGCGCACACAAAUCUAUGAUUUAUUUUUUCCUUGUGGCUGAGAGUUUUUCCUGCAGUGUGUGACGUGUUUACAGGAAACAAACAAAAAUCAGACGCUGAAAUGACGGCGUGCCUUCUCAUGAAACCACGAACGUUUGUGACAGUCAAAAAAAUCUGAAUCUAAAUUUACUGAAUCUGAUUUUAACAGAACUUUUAAACCAAUUAGUUUUUUAUUUUGUCCACAUCGGCCAACACACAGGAGUGUUUUUUAUUUUUUAUAUUGCUGUUUAAUUAUUUUAAUAAGAUUUGAACACUUUAGUGCCUGAAACUACUGACAUUGUCAGUUGGUGACUCCGGUUACUGGAUUAUUGAGUUAUUUUAUCUCCUGAAUGUCCAUCUGAAGCUUGACGUUGUUUAAAAAUCAGAACAUUAAGGCUCAAAUCAAGAACAGAAACACUAUCAGAUAAAAGUUAUACCGUCACAAUCUACUGUUUCAUUUUUGCAUUUUGCCAUUUUCAGGUCUGUUUAAUUUUUCUUCACAAAGAUUGACAUGUUAGAAAUUAAGUUGGGAUUUACUCAGGAUGCAGAAAAGCAUCACAAUAGCUUUAUGGUUAAUUUUUCUGGGUACUAAAAGUAAGGAGCUAAGAUUAUUACGUGUGACUUGUACCAAGUAUUGUUACUUGCUACAUGUUUUGUAGCUAACUUUUGUUUUGCAGCAUGAAAUUCACAUUUUGUUACAUGUAACUUUCGAUGUGUAACAUGAAACUUUCAUUUUGUAACUUGCAGAAUAAAAUCUAUGUACAAGUUUCAAAUCACAACUCUCAAAACACACAUCUCAGUCUACAGUUACAAAGCUCAAGUCUCCAUGUACAAAAUAUUGUCUCAAUUCAAGGUUCCUUCCCAAAGAACCAAUGACAGGUUUAGUCUUAUCAGCCAACCAUCUGUCUCGGAUAUGAAAUCCUGCUGUAAUUCAAAAUGUAAGUUCUUUAUUUACAUCAGUUUAAUUUCUCUAAAAAUUACCUCCACCUAGUGGUAAAGCGUGAGAACGCAAGCACGUUUGGUUGUUGUGAGCAGCACAACAGACCUCUGCCCUCUGGUCAUGAUUGGACAGGAAUCCAAGACUCAUGAUUGGCUGGUCAGACAACGCCUGUCAUUGAUUCUUUGAGAUAGGAAGCUAGAAUUGAGACAAACUGUUUUGUAUAAUAUAGACUUGAGUUUUGUAACUGUAGACUGAGAUGUGUGUUUUGAGAGUUGUGAUUUGAAACUUGUACAUUGAUUUUUUUUUUCUGCAAGUUACAAAAUGAAAGUUCAUGUUCUGUACUGAAAGUUACAAAUCAAAAGUUACGUGUUACAAAACAUGAAUUAGAUGCUACUACAUGAAAGUUACGGUUACAUAACAUGUAAGUUACAAAACUUGGUUCGAGUUGCAUGUAAUAUUGUCCUGAUCCUAGCUCCAUAUAAAGUUGCGUGUGCAUGAAAUACCUGCAGACAGUACUCAGGGCUUCAAUAACUGCUGCUGUAAAAUAAAUAUUCUACAUAUCUAACAAGUUACAGUCCGUUUUCUGAGAGUGGAAGGGCAGAGCUAGACAGAACUACUGAAUGUUAGUUAUUAAAUGAUGAUCAGACACCAUCAGAUGAAUCAGUGAUCUGAAAAGUUGUAAAACCACGUCGUAUUGAACCAUUGUACCAUUUUAGUUGAAAAGAAAAACCGUAUCUCUGCUCCAGCGAUAUUUAUUAAGACAAUUCUUAACUUUCUAAAAUAAACCUUAAACUAACCUGAAGUGAAAAUGAAUCUGAUUUAUGGAAAAUUUUGAGAAAAAUUAUCUAUGAAAUCUGAUUUUAAAUGAGAAUUUAUCAAUAAACAUGAAAAUAUAGUGAAAUAAGUUAGAAAAAACUUUUUGAUUUAAAAUUGAUCUGCAAUCAUUUUUGAUUGAUUUGAAACCGAACCUGAUACGUUUGUUUAUUUAUUUAUUUUUUAUUUGCUGUUCAGCCAGAUUUUCUUUUUUUAAUGUCUUUUGGUUACAUUUGGCUGUAAAAAUGCCAGCGGCGAGGUGCUUAUGUGUAUUUUACUGCAGACAAAGACAUUUAUAAUUUUUUAUAAUUUUAACUUGCCAACAGCUAUAAAGACUGAGAUCUGCAUCAGUUUUUUCAAACAUUUAUUUAGGUAAAAACAUUUUUUUAUGUGUAAACAAGCUGUGUAUGUGGUAUACACUCAGCAGGGAGCACUGCACAGAUGACAUGUUUUGUUUCUCCUUAAGUCAAUUUCACAGGUAUAAAAUCAGCUGGUUUACAUUUUGUGGGCAUUUUAAAAAAAUUUCCUGAGAAAUGUUACAGGAGGACUUUUCUCUAUUCUCACUGAUGUUUUUGGUGCCAUGUUUUCCGAUGUGCCGAGUGUUUCAUUUUGUUUGAGAAGCAGAUUUGAGGUUUCUCCUUGUGUGUUCUGGAGCUGACUGCUGUUUUAAAAACAGGCAGCUGAUUUUCGGUAAUAAAACACCAACUGCUGCUCAGA